AUGAGUUCUGUCCAGGCCAAUAACGGGGCGAGGAAUCCUGUGGGCCUCUUGUCAGGCUCCGUAUCUUAUUGUGCUGCUGUCCGGGACAUUCGGCUGUUCUUUCCCGAAGGGCUGUGUGGGGCUGACAGCCCACCUUUAGAGGAAGAAGAGAUCAACACUCUCACAUCUGAUCCCAUACUCGGCCUCAAUACCAGCCCACGGCGCAGGCUCGUAAAAUAUGAGAGGAGGACUCUGGUCAGUUUGCGGGGCUGGGAGCAACUGCAGAGUGUAGAACGACCUUAUCUUGCUGCACUCUGCCAAACAACUUGCCUGAUCCUUCCUGCAGCCCUGGGACAGGGGACAGGGCGGCCCCCAUACCUUGAGCUUCUGGAAGAACUGAUUGGCAAGGACUUCCUGGUGACGGGGGCACGGCUCACUGCAAUGAACCACCCACAGGCCGGCUUUAUCACCGCAAUCCUGAGUGUUACGGAGAGCGAGGCCUCCAGCAUGAGGUCUGUGCUAACAGAGGGCCCCUGCCUGGUAUUGGCAGCUCAGCGAGACAAUGCCGUCGUUUGCUUUGAAGCCCUGUUGACCGGUGAUUAUUGUCAGAAACGGCCGGCAUUGGAUUGCACGCGACAUCUUCUUUAUCCAAAAACCGAGAAACAGGCCGAGGAGCUUCUCUGUCGCCUUUUUGACUUCCUGACCUCAGCCAGCGUCCAUCAGAUUGAAAACCUUGAUUCCUUCUAGCCCAGAUCCGCCUGCCUAUGUACUGAUCUACAGCUGACCCUCCUGGACUUUGAGAGAGCGCACGCCCAACUAUGUUCAGGGUGCACGUGUAUUCACUGUGGCACACAAGCAGGGCUAUGAGAACAG
Molecule: messenger RNA, 852 nt
Organism: Sphaerodactylus townsendi
Lineage: Eukaryota; Metazoa; Chordata; Lepidosauria; Squamata; Sphaerodactylidae
Product: dynein axonemal assembly factor 8-like
Exons: 8
Coding region: 1-726 (241 amino acids)
Source: RefSeq, a predicted model, not a curated record